This is a messenger RNA of Ceratitis capitata (Mediterranean fruit fly), 6703 nucleotides long. RefSeq names its product CD109 antigen (gene Mcr). The record is from RefSeq and is a predicted model, not a curated record. Gene Ontology annotation, molecular function: endopeptidase inhibitor activity; protein binding. The transcript is spliced from 9 exons. Bases 188 to 5536 code for a protein of 1782 amino acids. Gene Ontology annotation, cellular component: extracellular region. Lineage: Eukaryota; Metazoa; Arthropoda; Insecta; Diptera; Tephritidae.
UUCAUUAGUUUGUCAUCAUCGCGUUAGUGCGUUGUGAAUUGUGUGUUAUUUUUAAUUUAUUUUACAAUUAAUUUUAUUUAUAUUAGUUAAUAAAUCGGGUGCAAAUAAUGUUGAAAAAGUUGAACAGUUAUCACAAAAAAUAUUAAUUUUUCUCAAAGAUUACAUAAAACGACAUUUAAAACGUCCCAUGGGGAAAACGCUGGCCGACAUGUCCUUCUCGGCGGCAAUUAAACGGUGGCUGCUGGCGACUGUGCUACUUGUGCUCAUUUGCAAAUUAAGUAUUAUUGCUGCUCAGCAAGAUACUUAUUAUAAUACCCAACAACAACAACAACAGCAUCAGCAGCAACAACAACAAACAUUCAAUCAAAACAAUCCACAAAAUGCAUUUCCCGGCUCACAAGGUUAUGACGAUGUGAAUCAACGCUUCAAUAGCGAUCCCUAUAAUACGAAUCUCAAUCAGAAUACAAAUUACAAUGCGAAUGAUCGUGACCGUACUCGCUAUCGCACUGAUAACUUUAAUGAUCUGCCACUAGACGAACGUCCAAAUACGAAUUAUGGCGCGGAUGAAGACUUAAACUUUGGUCGCGGUAAAUCUUCGUACAAUGUGAAGGCAACUUUCCUCGAAUCAUUCCACUCACGUGAACCGACUUAUUUUAUAGUCGCUUCACGUAUGGUCCGCCCCGGUCUCAUCUAUAAGGUGGCUGUAUCUAUAUUACGUGCUCAAUAUCCAGUUACCGUGCAUGCGAGUAUCUCCUGUGAUGGCGUGCAGAUUAGUGGUGAGUCCAAGGAUGUAAAGGUGGGCGUGCCCGAGACAAUGUUGAUGCGUGUGCCACCGACAAGCGUGACGGGCGAAUACAAAUUGCGUGUGGAAGGCUUUUAUCAGGAUAUUUUUGGUGGUUUGGCUUUUUUAAAUGAGACACGCCUGGAUUUCUCACAGCGUUCGAUGAGUAUUUUCAUACAAACUGAUAAACCUCUGUAUAUGCAAGGCGAAACUGUGCGUUUCCGCUCAAUACCGAUUACAACAGAAUUAAAGGGUUUCGAUAGUGCAGUUGAUGUGUAUAUGUUGGAUCCAAACCGACAUAUAGUGCGUCGUUGGAUAUCACGACAAUCCAAUUUGGGCUCAGUUUCUUUGGAAUACAAACUAUCCGAUCAGCCGACAUUUGGUGAAUGGACUAUACGUGUAAUUGCACAAGGGCAAGUGGAGGAGGGUCACUUCAGCGUGGAAGAAUACUACCAGACACGUUUUGAAGUAAACGUCACCAUGCCUGCAUUCUUUUUCACCACCGAUCCGUUUAUUCACGGACGUGUUAUGGCCAAUUUUACUAGUGGUCAUCCAGUACGCGGCAAUCUCACUCUGAAAGCUACCAUCAGACCCAUCGGUUACUUCAGCAAUCAGGUGCUGAACGAAAAGUUUCGCUUAGGUCGUUCGCCCACCGAAGAAGCUGCACGACAUAUACAACAUCAACAACAAAUGUAUUAUAAUUCGUACAACCCAGUUCCCACACCAGAAGAUGUUAACCGGAAUCAGGAUUUGCUUUAUCGUAAUCAAUAUGUCGUUGAGCGGCAUUAUGAAUUUGAGGAAGAAUGGCCAUUUUGGGUUCGUAAGCCAGAUGUACAAGACACAUACGAUGCAUGGACCGGUAGUUAUCGGAAAACCUUACCAUACCUGCGGUACUUCAAUGGCACCUUUGACUUUAAAUGGCCAAUACGCGAGCUGGAGGUAUUGGUGCCCAAUUUGGCUGGUAUGGAAGUCUUGAUCACUGCUACAGUUGGGGAAAAAUUCUACGAUGAAGUGAUUUCAGGAUAUGCCAUUGCUCGCGUUUAUAAUUCCAGCAUACGUGUAGCAUUUUUGGGUGAAUCGCCGCAGGUCUUCAAACCCGCUAUGCCCUUCACCGCCUAUUUGGCUGUGGAGUAUCACGAUGGCUCACCAAUCGAUGUAAAUCUUCUUAGACAAUCCGUGAUGGACGUCACCGGUUUCGUGGAAAGUAAAAGCGGUGGACGACGAGAUUGGCCGGCAACGCGGCUUCAAAUGUCUGCCGCUAGUCCUGGUAUUUGGGCUGUAAAAGUUGAUUUGCGCAACGAUCUGCAGCUAGAUGAUCGCCCACAGUCACGUGACUUCCUAAAUGGUGUGGAACGUAUACGCCUACAAGCAAGCUUCAUUGAUCCACGCGGCGAACGCGCACAAACCGAAGUACUAAUGGUCUCGCAUUAUUCACCACGAAAUCAACACAUCAAAGUUUCGACUAGCACAGACACGCCCAUUGUCGGAGAGUAUAUUAUUUUCCACAUUCGCACCAAUUUCUAUCUCGAGGACUUCAACUAUUUGAUUAUGUCGAAGGGUGUGAUACUGAUAAAUGAUCGUGAGACCAUCACAGAGGGCAUACGAACGAUUGCAGUUGUGUUGAGUGCAGAGAUGGCGCCCAUGGCUACGAUUGUCGUCUGGAAGAUAACCCUUUCGGGACAAAUAGUUUCCGACUCGCUCACCUUCCCGGUAAAUGGUAUUUCGCGCAAUAAUUUUACAGUCUACAUCAACAAUCGCAAAGCACGUACGGGUGAGAAGGUAGAGGUAGCCAUUUUUGGUGAGCCCGGUUCUUAUGUGGGUCUCUCCGGCAUAGACAGCGCGUUCUACACCAUGCAGGCGGGCAACGAGCUGACGUAUGCUAAAAUUGUAACGAAAAUGUCCUCAUUCGAUGAACAAACAAAUGGCACCUACAAACAUGUCUGGCAUACACAUGCAGGCACACCCGAUGAGCUCGUCUACUUCCCUGCCUCCUCGUUUGGCAUCGAUGCGAAUCGCACCUUCGAAUAUAGCGGCCUAAUAGUAUUCACUGACGGCUAUGUGCCACGGCGUUAUGACACUUGUAAUCGCACACUCGGCUUUGGCGAGUGCCUAUCCGGGCGUUGCUAUCCGCUGAAUAAGCAAUGUGACGGAUUAUUUGACUGUGACGAUGGCACCGAUGAAAUUGGCUGUCGCGUGCGCAACGAUACGGAACUAUUAAAUUACCGCAAGUAUCGUUUCAAUCGCAUUCUCCGACACUAUGAAAAUGUUUGGUUGUGGAAGGAUGUGAAUAUCGGGCCGCAUGGUCGCUACAUUUUCAAUGUUGAGGUACCAGAUCGGCCGGCAUACUGGAUGGUGAGCGCAUUCAGUGUUAGUCCAUCGAAAGGUUUCGGUAUGUUGAAUAAGGCCAUCGAGUAUGUGGGCGUGCAGCCGUUCUUUAUCAACGUUGAAAUGCCCACACAUUGUCGGCAGGGUGAACAAGUUGGCAUACGUGUAACUGUCUUUAAUUACAUGACCACACCCAUUGAGGCGACUGUGGUGUUGCAUGGCAGUAAAGAAUAUAAGUUUGUACAUGUUGAAGAAAAUGGCAUAGUGCGUUCCUAUAAUCCACGUACUUCCUUUGGCGAACAUCAAUUCUUUAUUUAUCUGGAUGCGCAAGGCACUACAGUUGUCUAUGUGCCGGUGGUGCCGCAGAAGCUGGGUGAUAUAGAUGUUACGCUACAUGUUGCCACUCUUCUGGGUACUGACACAAUAACACGUCGUCUACACGUGGAAUCGGAUGGCUUGCCGCAAUACCGCCAUCAAUCUAUACUUCUCGAUCUGUCGAAUCGCGCUUAUGUGCUGGAAUAUAUGCAUGUGAAUAUAACACAAACUCCGGAAAUUCCAUACCAAGUGGAUCGUUACUUUGUCUAUGGCUCAAAUCGUGCGCGUAUAUCUGUUGUGGGUGAUGUCGUGGGCCCAAUCUUCCCUACAAUGCCGGUGAAUGCCACUUCGCUACUCUACUUGCCCAUGGAAUCAGCAGAACAGAAUGCCUUCUCUUUCGCCGCGAACCUAUACACCAUUAUGUAUAUGCGUUUGAUCAACCAGCGUAAUAAGACGACUGAGAAGCAUGCUUUCUAUCACAUGAAUAUCGCCUACCAACGGCAGUUGAGUUUCAUGCGUCCCGAUGGUUCAUUCUCCCUCUUCCGAUCGGAUUGGAACAACUCGGCAUCUUCAGUUUGGCUGACUGCGUACUGCGUGCGUGUUUUCCAGGAAGCUUCAUUCUACGAGUGGGAGAAUUUCAUUUGGAUUGACUCCACCAUCAUUGAAAAGAAUAUGCGCUGGCUCCUACAACAUCAAACGCCGGAGGGAGCUUUCUACGAAGUUACUUGGCUGCCAGAUCGCAAAAUGAACCGCACAAACUUCGCCAAUAACACAAGUCUACAAAACCGUAAUAUCACACUCACAUCGCAUGUGCUCAUCACACUGGCGUCGGUUAAAGAUCUUUCCGGUUCGCUAGGCGCACGCGUUGCACUCGCACAACAACGCGCCAUAUCGUGGAUAGAGCGUAAUAUGCAAUUCUUGGAAGACACCGAAGAACCAUAUGAUGUAGCAAUUACCGCAUAUGCCUUGCUACUCUGCAAAUCACCAAUGGCAGAGCAUGUAUUUUCCAUACUGCGUCGACAUGCACGCGUGCUAGGCGAUUUUAUGUACUGGGGCAGUAAGGAGGUGCCGCAACCGCCUAAGAAAUUAGAAAAUCAAAAAUGGUUCUCCCUACCACGUCUGCCGUACGAAUUUGAUGCGUUGAAUAUCGAAACGACUGCCUAUGCUUUAUUGGUUUAUGUAUCGCGGCGUGAAUUCAUAGUGGAUCCAAUCGUUCGCUGGUUGAACGCACAACGUUUGAACGAUGGCGGUUGGGCGUCUACACAAGAUACCAGUGCGGCUUUGCGUGCGCUUGUUGAGUACACUGUGCAUUCGCGUAUACGUGAGGUGUCGUCGUUGACGGUCGAAGUGGAGGCUUCCUCACAGGGUGGCAAAAUACAGGCGUUACACAUUGAUGAUACGAACUUGGCGCAACUGCAGAGCAUUGAGAUACCCGAAUCAUGGGGCACAGUUAAAGUGCAAGCUAAAGGCGCCGGUUAUGCCAUUUUACAGAUGCAUGUGCAAUACAACGUCGAUAUAGCGAAAUUCCAAACGAAACCGCCAGUGCCUGCAUUUGGCUUGCACACCAGAGCUAUCUUCCACGGCAGAAAUCAGUCGCAUAUCUCGUAUAUUGCUUGUCAAAAUUGGGUCAAUACACGCGAAUCGGAACGCUCCGGCAUGGCUGUGCUCGAUGUCGCCAUACCCACUGGCUAUUGGAUACAACAACAGCGACUCGAUCAUUAUGUACUAAGUAAUCGUGUGCGUAAUUUGCGGCGCGCUAAAUACUCGCAUCAGAAAGUUAUAUUCUACUUUGAUUAUCUCGAUCAGGAGGAUAUUUGCGUUAACUUCACUAUCGAGCGUUGGUUCCCAGUUGCGAAUAUGUCGCGUUAUCUGCCCAUACGCGUCUAUGACUAUUAUGCGCCUGAGCGCUUCAACGAGUCUAUAUUCGACGCUUUGCCAACGUAUUUGCUGAACAUCUGUGAGGUGUGCGGCAGUUCGCAGUGUCCAUAUUGUUCCAUAUACAAUAUGGGUUGGCGUGCGACCAUGUCUGUGUCGCUGGUGUUCUUUAGCGUAUUUAUUUAUCUAAUGCGCAGCCGAAUGCAUGUCGUUUUAAAUUGUCUGUAUUUGCUCACCUAAAGUACACUCAUUUACUUAUAGUCACAAAAAAACAUAGAAAUUAAAAACAUUUGUGCCUUUCCGCUUUUGAAAUUACUUAGUUUAAAAGUGAAUUUUCGAAAAUUUCUUAUAAAUUUCCGUUCCAUAUUUUUUUUUUUGUUUUUUUUUUGUGUUCACAAAUUACAUACAUAUAAAAGUUAUGAAAUACAUUAUAUUUAAGAUAGAAAAGACAACAAGUAUAUUACAUAUCAGCGUUUAUUGUACCACUAAAUCAUAUUUAUAUACAUAUAUGUAUAUGUAGAUUGAAAUGUUAUCGAGUCCACGUAAUAUUAAAAAAAAGAAGAGAAAUGCAACUUAAUUGCCAGCGCAACGCUCAGCAAAUGUAUUCCGUCCAAUACUGUGACGCCAACUCUUAAUUUGCUACCUUUUUUAUUCUAAUUUUUUUUGUCAUGAAUAAGUCUCCCCUUUUGUUUUAUGUUAGUGUUAGUGCAUUUUUAAAUACGAAAUAAUUUUAGUUGAAAGUCUUUACAAGUAAAUUAAUAUGUAUGAAAACGUGAAUAUUUUUAUUUUAAGUAACAAAAACCGAAAAUCUCAUAUGUACAAAGCUAAAAACAACAGCAGCUGAUAUUUAAGUAUGUACGUACGUAUACAUAUACAUAUCCCCAUAGACAUGUAACCGAAUCUCAAAGACGAAAGCAAUAAUUUUUUUUUUAGAAAAGAUGUCGCGCACGGAGUGUGUAAAUAAAAUUGAAGUCAAUACAAAUGUGUCUUAAAGUUGGCUACAGCCCUGCAUCAUAGUUAAGUAGUGCAUAAUUAUUGAAUUCAAAAGUGCAUCUUAUUAUAUGAAAGUUCGAAAAUGAAAGAUCAAUGUUUUAUAACUAAAUACUUUUUUAUAUUGAAGUUGGUAUUGUUGUUUAAGAAAAAGAAAUGCAAUAGCUGUUAGUGACACACAUACAUAGCUGUAUAACCUCAUAUCGUAUAUAGCAUACAUAUAAACAUAAUUAAACAGAUGUUAAGUAGACAGUGUAAAAAAUAUAUAUGUAACUUAUAAAUAAACACAUACAUACAACCACAUAUAUACAAAGAAAUGUUGCAAACGAAAAGCUUUUAUAAGACAUUUUUUAUAAACGAAAACUUGUAUCCGUCCUUCUUUUGAAAAAUCGAAUGAAUAAAUAAAAAAAAACUAAA